Cydia splendana is the source of this 1966-nucleotide messenger RNA. RefSeq lists its product as uncharacterized. The record is from RefSeq and is a predicted model, not a curated record. Bases 161 to 1966 code for a protein of 601 amino acids. Lineage: Eukaryota; Metazoa; Arthropoda; Insecta; Lepidoptera; Tortricidae. The transcript is spliced from 17 exons.
ACCUAUCUUUAUUUCAACAGAAAUCCAAGGCCCUGAAAAUGAAAAACUGCUUGUGGUUGAAAAAGGACCAACUACUAUUGGAUCUAGGCGCGAUCGAGACAGCAUCGCCGUGGUGACGCAGUCGCAGUUUCAGCUGCUCGAAGCGCAAGUGGAGGAGCUGAUGCGUGCCGCGGGGCCGCUGCCGGAGCUCACCAUGCCUGACAACAAGCAGUUACGGCAGGACCUGGCCGCCGGCGCCUCUCUCACCGACGCCAUGCAGGCUAUGCAGGUGUCAGCUCGCGUGCAAGCCGCGGAGCAGGCCAUUAUGAAGCUGGGUGGGCUGCUGACGCAGCUCGCUGUCAGCGGGGCGCUGCCGCCCGACGCUGCCGGUGCUGUCAUGGCGGGUGGCUGGGCGGACGAAGACGAGGCGCUGAUAAAAUCAACAAAUUUGGGCACGGCGUACCAGUCGGUCCGCGUCGGCCCGUCGGCCAAAGAUGUGCCUGGACACGGACAGUGGGGCGGGGAAUACUCCUCUUGCGAAACAGAGGUUUGCCAGGUGGCUAAUUACAGGGGCAACAAUAGCGCAGGCGUGCUUCAGGAAUUUCGUUGGUAUGUUGUCCCACCCGGGGGCGCUAUCGGCCCUGAGGCCCAUGACAACACAGUGUACUUCCUGGGGGCCGGAAAAAUGCCGCCAGGAGGGACGGGGGUUCCGUCGAAGGACAGCGUGCCCGCUGCCGGCAAGUUCGUCACUAAACCGGAGAUGGGCUCAGCGCUGACGAACUUUCGUGAUGAAAUGACAAAGUCACUGCAGGCACAAAUCGACAAAGCUGCCACGUCUGCCGAGAAUGCCGAGAGGACGGCCAAGACCGUCGGCGAGAAGGUGGAUGACAUCCUGAAGAUGGACGUGCGGCUGACGAUGCUGCACUCUACGGUUGAGGACUACACCGAGCAGCUGAUCGGCUUCGACGCUGGUCUCACCACUCAGAUGGCAAGUUUCAAGGAGCAGAUGGCGGCGAUCCGCGCCGAGCUGCAGGGGGGGCUGCAACAGCUGGAGAUCGGCAACAGUAACCCCGAGACUGCUGCGGUGAUGGAGUUGAACGGGCGUUUCGAGGACCUUGUGAGAGGGCUGGACGAGACCCUGCUGCAGCACACGGCGCUCUCCAACAUGCAGCACCAGCUCACUCUGGAGCUCAAGACGUUGGUGGAGGGCGUCGAGAUGCUGCGGGAACAGAAAGCUGACCGCGAUGAACUGCUCGACAUUCUGCGAGACAAGGCGGACAUCAGCAUGUUGGAAGGCCUGGUGCGACAGGAGGAGUUCGAAAGAGCGCAAGCGUAUCUGGAGCAGCGGGUUGAUCAGUGCAACAACAAGUUUAAGAGGCAGGACGAAGUCUGGAUGGACGCAAUAAAGGACCUUCGCGAGCUGACGGACACGAAAGCUCAGAUAACGGAGCUGUUAAAGAUCCGGGACGAGGCGACAACACAGCUCCAGUCCAUUGAUGAGAGAAUCAACCGACUCGCUCUCAUACUUGGAGAACCCAAGGCGGCAAUGCUGAUGCGUAAGCUGGCGCGCGACGCCUCGUGCGGCUCGUGCCUGACGCCGGCCAUGAUGCCCCCGGGCGCGCCCGCCGCGCCGCCCGCGCUCCCCGCGGCCCGCGGGCCCAAGCCGCCGCCGCCGCCCGCCCCGCCCGAGCCCCAAGCGGCCCACUACCCCGACUUCAGAACCCACAAAUGCAACCGCUGGGUGGGCGGCUCCCACACGCUGCUGCCGGCUGGUCGUGUGCACGCCGCGCCCAUCGACGUGCCCGACGUCACGAACAAGUACACAGGCUACGGUGACGACGGAAGGAUAUACUGGAUGGAAAGUCCAAUGGAAGCGUGCGUGGAGUGUAAUCCGGAGCCGGCGCCCGCGCCGCCCAGCACCGCGCGCACCGGCGGCGGCGCGGCGGGCGCGGGCGGAGACGCGGCGCCGGGGGACUGCGCCUGCUGA